AUGCGUUCCUUCGUUACUGCUGCAAUUGCAGCCGCGAGCGUCGUUUCUGCCUACGACUACUCCAACCUGGCUGCUUCGAAGAAUAACUAUGGUGCGCCAAAUCCCGACACCGUCUACCCGGGCUUCGAAGAUGAGAACCCGAACGUGGUAGCAGGAAGCGUAGAGUUCCAGACAAGCCCACCGAAAUACCCUUCACCAUGGACCGAGGGUCGCGGGGACUGGUCUGGUGCCUACGAGAAGGCUCGCGACUUUGUCAGCCAGCUCACCCUGGUCGAGAAGGUCAAUUUGACAACUGGCACUGGUUGGCAGCUUGAGCGAUGUGUCGGCCAGACUGGUGGCAUCCCUCGCUUGGCCUUCCGUGGCAUGUGUCUUCAAGACAGCCCGACUGGUAUCCGAUUCGCCGAUUACGCAUCCGUCUUCCCUGCAGGAGUCAACGUUGCCGCAACCUGGGACAAGAAGGUCGCAUACGAUCGUGGCCGGGCACAAGGACAAGAGCACAAAAAUAAAGGCGUUGAUAUCCAGCUUGGUCCUGUCGCUGGACCGCUUGGCCGUGUGCCAGAGGGAGGCAGAAAUUGGGAAGGCUUCAGGGAAGACCGAAUUGAUGGACACCUCCGGCCCAGUACCAGCUACCCCGAGGUGCUGCGACUUCUUACCGGUGUGCUCUUCGCCGAGAGCAUCAAAGGAAUUCAGUCUGCUGGUGUUAUGGCUUGUGGAAAGCACUACAUCAUGAACGAGCAAGACCAUUUCCGUUUGAUUACCGACUCCAAGCAAUAUGGCUUCAACAUCUCAGAGCCAUUCUCAGCCAACCUCGACGACGAAACGCUUCACGAACUGUACCUGUGGCCUUUCGCCGAUGGUAUCCGCGCUGGUGUCGCUUCCAUUAUGUGCAGCUACAACCAAGUCAACAACUCCCAGGCAUGCCAGAACUCGUACCUUCUCAACCAUGUACUGAAAGGCGAGCUUGGAUUCCAGGGCUUCGUAAUGUCGGAUUGGCUCGGCACUCACUCUGGUGUUGCCAGCGUGCUUGCCGGUCUCGAUAUGACAAUGCCUGGAGAGACGACCUCGUACAACACGAUCGAGACCUGGUACGGCGGUAACUUGACAGCUGCUGUCCUAAACGGUACUGUCCCAGCAUGGCGUAUCGACGACAUGGCUGUUCGUAUCAUGGCUGGUUUCUACUCCGUCGAGGGCGACGCCGAGCGGGAUGAGAUUAACUUCUCGUCCUGGACUAAGGACACCUACGGCUACGAGAACCACUUGGUCGGGGAGGGCGGCAUCACGCAGGUCAACCACCACGUCGAUGUGCGCGCAGAGCACGGCGCCCUUAUCCGCAAGCAUGGCGCAGAGUCCACUGUUCUCCUUAAGAAUGUCAAGAACACACUUCCUCUCACCGGAAAGGAGCCAUUGACUGCAGUCUUCGGCUACGAUGCAGGUGGCAACUCACAGGGUCCCAACUCUUGCUCCGACCGCGCAUGCGACAAUGGCACCCUUGGUAUGGCCUGGGGUUCCGGCAGUGCUGAUUUCACCUACCUCGUUACGCCCGACACUGCCAUCCAGAACGAGGUCGUCCCCCGAGGCGGUGCAUACGAGUCCAUCCUCGACAACUACGCCAAGACAUCCAUCGACAACCUUGCCCGCCGCACCAACGUCUCCAUCUUCUUCGCCAACUCAAACUCUGGAGAGUGGUACGUCGAGGUUGACGGCAACCUCGGCGCCGAUGCUGCCCUCGAGAAGGUCGCUGCAAACUGCUCCAACACUAUCCUCGUCAUCCAUUCCACUGGUCCAGUCGAACUCGAGAAGUACAAGAACCACGAGAACAUCACCGCCAUCCUGUGGGCUGGUGUCCCUGGCCAAGAGAGUGGUAACAGCAUCGCUGACGUCCUCUACGGCCGCACCAACCCAGGUGCCAAGCUCCCCUUCACCGUUGGCAAGGACCGCAAGGACUACGGUGUCGACGUGCUUUACACACCAAACCACCCAGUCCCCCAAAUCCAACACAGCGAGGGCAAAUUCAUCGACUACCGCACAUUCGAUCAGUUCAACAUUACCCCAACCUACGAAUUCGGCUUCGGUCUCAGCUACACGACCUUCAAGUACAGAGACCUGAAGAUCACCAAGAGGAACACUUCCGCGUACGUUCCAUUCCAGGGCUACAGUAAAGAAGCACCAACCUUCGGCACCAUCAGCAACAACAGCGCCGACUACGUCUUCCCCGGCAACUUCUCCCGUGUCUCCCUCUUCCACUACCCCUGGCUGAACACCACCAACCUCACCGCCGCCUCUUCGGACCCACACUACGGCCUCCCUGGCUUCAUCCCAGAGAAUGCACUGAACAGCUCGGCUCAGCCGAUCCCCAAGGCGGGCGGUGCGCCAGGUGGUAACCCAAGCCUUUACGACGUUGUCUUCCAGGUCGAGGCGACUGUCGCGAACACUGGUAAGGUUGCUGGAUAUGAGGUUCCACAGCUUUACAUCAGCCGUGGUGGUCCAUACGAUCCAGUCCGUGAGCUGAGAGGGUUCGAGAAGUUGUGGAUUGAGCCGAAUGCCACUGCUACGUUCAAAGUCGAAGUGACGAGGAGGAAUAUUAGUUCGUGGAGUGUGGAGGAGCAGGAUUGGUAUGUGAGGAACACUACUCAGAAGGUUUGGGUGGGUGCUUCGAGCAGGGAUUUGCCGUUGCAAGGUGUGCUGGAGAACUGA
Messenger RNA from Fulvia fulva, 2694 nucleotides. Its product is annotated as Beta-glucosidase 1. The transcript is spliced from 6 exons. NCBI's taxonomy places the organism in Eukaryota, Fungi, Ascomycota, Dothideomycetes, Mycosphaerellales, Mycosphaerellaceae. Bases 1 to 2694 code for a protein of 897 amino acids. Gene Ontology annotation, molecular function: beta-glucosidase activity. Gene Ontology annotation, biological process: glucan catabolic process. The record is from RefSeq and is a predicted model, not a curated record.